UAUUGAUGCAUCGUGUGUGCGUGUCCUUUUGCUGUACUCGGUUGUUGAAAGAAGGCAGUUUUACUCCAUGAUUAUUCGUGCGGCUUUUUCCUUUUCCUGUUGAUAUAGUAAUUUCCCUGUUAUUCAAAGGAUUAUGUUCAGAAGUGUAGUAUUGCUGGCAGUGCUUGCCGUGUGCGUUUUGAGUGCACAGUCUGCAAUUGAUGUGGAAAUCGAGAACAAAAAUGUAGAUCGCACUAUAGAUCUUACUUCACAGUUAGUCAAAAUUUCAUACAAAAUCACACUGGAGCACAAGUCGAAAAAAGCGAUCAAUAGUUAUUUGUUCAUAAUUCAGAAUGAAGAACGAGAGCGUUUGGCAUUCAUUGCCGCUAAAGAUUCAUCGAAAAAAGAUUUGAAGCUAACUGAAACGCCUUCACCGAAAGGUGUAAUUUUUUCGAUGACCCUGCCGGCUGGAUCAUCUAAUCCGGUUGUGUACAUUGAUACGGUAUUCACCAAAUCGCUUAAGCCCUAUCCAACAUCCAUAGCACAAACUGAACGGCAACUGGUGCAGUACUUUGGUAACGUUUAUUUUUAUUCGCCAUUCAAAACUGUUACUCAGAAAACAACGGUCCAUCUAAGCUCUCGCAAUGUAGAAAGCUACACACAGUUCAAGCCGGUUGUUCAAUCGGAUAGUACGAUUACUUAUGGUGCAUAUGACAACAUUGCUGCUUUCUCUGUGGAACCGCUUGCCGUACAUUUUGAAAAUUAUACUCCAUUUAUGACCGUGACUACAUUGGAACGAGUGAUUGAAGUGUCUCACUGGGGAAAUAUAGCAGUUGAGGAAACCAUCGAUAUCGUCCAUUCCGGAGCCGCUCUGAAGGGGGCUUUUUCUCGUUAUGAUUAUCAGAAAGAUUCACGCUCCAAUCAAGCAUGUGUUAAAUCGUACAAAACUUUACUCCCAGCUUCUGCAACAGGAGUGUACUACCGAGAUACCAACGGAAACAUUUCUACUUCUGCCAUGCGUGUAUUGAAGGAUGCGGUUGAGCUAGAUCUGCGGCCACGUUUUCCACUAUUCGGAGGAUGGAAAACACACUACACUCUGGGAUAUAACGUUCCCAGCUUUGAAUAUCUUUUCCAAACCGGAGAAAAUUAUCUGUUGAAGAUGAGACUUGUUGACCAUAUCUUUGAUGACAUGGUUGUGGAUGAAGUUACGACGAAAAUCAUUUUACCGGAAGGAUCCACCAACAUUAAAUUGAUAGCUCCUUAUUCAGUAACCCGUAAUCCAGAUACACUGCAUUACACAUAUCUGGACACCUUUGGUCGUCCCGUGAUCUCAUUCAGCAAGAAAAAUGUGGUAGAGAAUCAUAUCGCUGAUUUCAACUUGAAGUACAAUUUUAGUCGAGUGAUGAUGCUGCAGGAACCGUUGCUGGUGGUAGGCUUCCUCUACAUCAUGUUUGUCUUAGUAAUCAUCUGGAUGCGGUUGGACUUUUCCAUUCUCAAGGAAAAAGAGCAUCUACACAAAGAAUAAGUAAGAAUUGUGAUCCACUGUAAUCGUAAUGCUACCGUCCUACGCAGAGCUGCCCCAUGCUCUAUGAGAUUUCUCAUCUACAUGGGACAUUUAUGUGUGGAUCAGUAGAAUAGUAAUUGCUUACAUUAUUCCAUGCUGCAUUUUACUAGUUUUCCAAUUUAAAUCUCACUGCAUUUACGAACAGAAAAUAGGCUGUUGUGUGCACUGUACUGCUCAAUUUAGUUCCCAAAGCUUUCACCAACGAAACAGCAAGCAGUACACAAAUUAACAGUAGCAGGGUUUACAACAAUUUUACAGUGUAAUAAUUGUGUAACAUUAUGAGCUAUUAGUAACAAUAAACAUUGCGAAACAAA
Malaya genurostris is the source of this 1857-nucleotide messenger RNA. RefSeq names its product dolichyl-diphosphooligosaccharide--protein glycosyltransferase subunit 1. The record is from RefSeq and is a predicted model, not a curated record. Lineage: Eukaryota; Metazoa; Arthropoda; Insecta; Diptera; Culicidae. Bases 134 to 1504 code for a protein of 456 amino acids. Gene Ontology annotation, cellular component: membrane; oligosaccharyltransferase complex. The transcript is spliced from 2 exons.